AUGAGCAAAUUUGACAAAAUUAUUAUGUAUCUCGUGACCGCAAUAGUUACACAACGUGCUAAUGGAGGUCCGGCUUGUUACCAUUGCUCUGACUGCAUCCAACCGUUUUAUUACUACGGCAAGAUGUGCCCCCGAUAUAAUGCCUUGUGUGGAGUUAGUUACUAUUCCAGAGAUGGCUGGGCAUCUAUAGAGGCCGACAGAUACUGCGUUCCUGAAUAUUUUCCGCUGGGAUGUUUCGUACCGAUCUCGAACAACCGAAUAAUUAUGUGCACAUGUCGUGGAAUCGACUGCAAUGCAGGCAACAUGCUGAUGGUCAAACAAGUUCCAUUCAAGAAUUCUAAACCUGAUUUCUAUUCCAUACCUAGAAAGGAUUUAAUAGAAACUGUCCUUGAGGACAACCGAAAAACUUUAAUUUACACGCAAGAGCAGUUGAAGUUGAAUGCCCAGGAGGUGAGAAACAAGAUAGGAGGAAGUAGAACAGCGACAAAAAAUAUAAAAACAAAUAAUAAAAAUAAUAAUAACAAUAAAAAUAUUAAUAAAAAUUGUACUAGAGAUAGCACUGAAAAACGUAACGAUACCAUUGCUGGUUGCAAAUAA
This is a messenger RNA of Helobdella robusta, 597 nucleotides long. RefSeq lists its product as hypothetical. Bases 1 to 597 code for a protein of 198 amino acids. The transcript is spliced from 2 exons. The record is from RefSeq and is a predicted model, not a curated record. NCBI's taxonomy places the organism in Eukaryota, Metazoa, Annelida, Clitellata, Rhynchobdellida, Glossiphoniidae.